UUGUAAAAUUCAUCUAGAAAAAUGGAUUCUCUGAAGGAAUUUCUUCUCCCCAAACGAUUCAGCGUGUAUGGAUACAUCGUUGCUGUAUUCAAUGUAUUGGCUGGAGUCAUUGUUACCUUUAUAACGGGUAUUAAAUCGACUGAAAGACGACAAUUUCAAUGCAACAGCCGUGGUAUUCUGGCUGACAAGGACUUCUUGACUACGAAGUGUUUUAAUCAGUACAGUCGAGAAUACAAUGCUUCUCUACCGCUGUAUGGCUUUGCAUUUGUGACUUUUACUAGUUUAGUUGUUGUUUGUAUUAUUUAUUCUUGGUGUUGUGUGAAAUCUCGAGUGGAACAAAUCGAACAAGAACUGACACCAAAUCAAGACAACCAGCGACAUCCAAUCAGGAGUCGCCGUAUUUAUUUCUUUUAUUUGUUCCAGUUGCUUGUACGAUUUGGUUUUGGGGUCUUCUUUGGAAUGUUACAAUUAACGGGACUUUAUCCUUCGAAUUUCCCUUCGCAAUUCCAGUGUCAAUGGAAUUCCAAAGGAACAAGUAACGCAAACUUAAAUGUAACGCAUUCUAAUUCAUCGUCAGUAAAGUUUAUUAGCUGUCAGAACUCAUUUGCUGCAGAGAAAACUAGUUUGGCAAAUGUUAUAUGGAUACUGCAUGUAAUCUUUGCAUGUCUUGUGUUGCUGGAAGUGUUUUGUCUUCUUGUAAGAGCUAGACAUGACAAGACUUUUAUGAGAGACUUAGAAUUUUGUCGGGGGCAUAUUUUCAACAGUCAAAGAACUCCUUCAUCGCGAAGAAAACUUGUUGCUCGGAUAUUGGAACGGACAGAGCAUCUUGAACCGCUACUACCGACAGAUCCAACUGAAGAUGACAAUAGGAGAGCUAUAGACGAUGUUUAUGUCGAACUUGUUAUGCAUUCUGGUCGAGUCACGCAUGACUUUGACAUGUCAAAAAAGAGACACGAACUCUUAGACGUCUAUCUUAAACCACCAGAAACUUCGGUUAAAAUAAAUAACGUAAAUGAACUUUUUGUUUCUGACAACAAAUCUUAUCGAAAUAUUCUUAUCGUCGGUCGUCCAGGAAUCGGAAAGACUUCGUUAUGCACGAAAAUCAUACGCGAUUGGUGCAAAGACAGAAAGAAUCAAUACGAGUAUGUGUCGUUAUGCACGAAAAUCAUACGCGAUUGGUGCAAAGACAGAAAGAAUCGAUUCGAUUAUGUGUUCUUGUUUCGAUUUCGACAUUUGAAUGAAGAAAGAUUCAAAAAAAUAUCACUUCUGAAAUUUCUCAACGAAGCAGAACACUCCAUGAAUAUAGACCCAGCUAUUUURCGAAACAAAGCGAAAUCAAUGUUGUUUAUCUUUGAUGGUUUCGAUGAAUAUAAGUAUGGUGAAAACUUGAUCAAAGACAAGUUGAAAUUCAGUGCGUUAAAUGGAUUGACAGAUGAAAUGCCCAUAACUGCUGUUUAUGCAAAACUUUUACAGAACAAACUACUACCUGGGGCCACAAUUGUGACAACUUCAAGGCCAAAUGCUUUAGACACUCUGAGAAUGUUAAAGGAACCAUUUGACAGAAUUGCUGAAAUUUUGGGUUUUACUCCAGAAAAAGUCAAAUCGUAUGUUCACAAGUUUUGCAAAGAUAAUGAAACCACAGCAAGCAAGAUUUGGCAGCAUAUAGAAAGCAAUGCCAACUUAUUGUAUCUGUGUUACAUUCCAGUAAAUUGCUGGAUCGUCUGUUCUAUGUUAGAUAAUUUCAUUAAAAGUCAUAAAAGCAGCUUGGAUACUUUGGUUCUACCCACCACUCUUACUGACAUCUACAAAGGAGCAUUGCGGCUGUUUCUGUUCAAGCACAAUCCAGAAUAUCAACAGCAAAUUUCAAUCAGUGACUAUACCAAUGAUACAUUUUCAACCACAAUUGAGGAAGUUCUGUCCAAACUAGGAAAACUGGCAAGGAAAGGAAUGGAGGAGAAACGACUGGUUUUUGAGAUGGAAGAAGUUCGAGGAUUGGAAAACUGUGGUUUACUCAACUGCAUGCCAAGUAAAAAUAAUCCUGCAUUUGGAUAUGCUCGAGCUUCACAAUAUUGUUUUAUUCAUUUGACACUUCAAGAAUUUCUUGCUGCCAGAGAAAUUGCAAAGACAAAUGACCUCAAUGAAGUUGUUCAGUUUAUCAACAAUAAUGCAACCAAUGCUAACUGGCAUCUUGUAAUUCAAUUUCUUGCAGGAUUAUUGCAAAGACAUGCUUUUGAAGUUUCCCUGUGCUUUGAAGAGAUACUUUGCAAGUCUUUGAUCAAGAAGGUUGAUGCAGGUCUAGCUUUGCUGAUGUUCAAAUGCUUUUAUGAGCAGAACAAUGAAGAAGUUGCAGCUAGAGCUGUAACUAAACUUGAAUCUGAUAAAGAAUUCACUGGUGAAAUAGAACUGUCAGAUUGUGAUGUGACUCUUCCUGAUUGUACUGCUAUUGUGUUUGUUUUGAGGUUCUGUGAGACUCAUCUUUACUCACUGAAGAUUUGUGAAAAUGACAACUUUGGUGAUCAUGGCUGCUCAGAACUUGUCAAGAUAUUCUGCAGUGAAGUGAGUAAUUUGGGCAACCAUGACACAUUCAAUAAAACUGAUGAAGACAUCUGUAUCAGUCAGACAAACCAUGGUGAUGAACUGAAAUGUGGAAACUGCUAUCUUACCCAGUUGAAGUUGUCCAGUAAUGAAAUAACUGAUCAAGGUGUAUUGCACCUGAGUGAUGCACUCAAAAGUGAAAACUGCCAUCUCACCCAGUUGGACUUGUCCCGGAAUGAAAUAACUGAUCAAGGUGCAUUACAUCUGAUUGAUGCACUGAAAAGUGAAAACUGUCAUCUCACACAGUUGAACUUGUCCCAGAAUGAAAUAUCUGAUCAAGGUGUAUUACACCUGAGUGAUGCACUCAAAAGUGAAAACUGCCAUCUCACCCAGUUGAAGUUGUCCGGGAAUCAAAUAACUGAUCAAGGUGUAUUACACCUGAGUGAUGCACUGAAAAGUGAAAACUGCCAUCUCACCCAGUUGAGCUUGUCCUGGAAUCAAAUAACUGAUCAAGGUGUAUUACACCUGAGUGAUGCACUCAAAAGUGAAAACUGCCAUCUCACCCAAUUGAACUUGUCCUAUAAUGAAAUAUCUGAUCAAGGUGUAUUACACCUGAGUGAUGCACUGAAAAGUGAAAACUGCCAUCUCACCCAGUUGGACUUGUCCGAUAAUCAAAUAACUGAUCAAGCUGUAUUACAACUGAAAAAUUUAAGUAACCUUAACAUAGAUUUAUAAGUAGCAAUCACAAAAAACGGAAAAACAUGGAUCAGGCAAUAUUUCUAUUUUCCAAGUUAUUUUUAAUUAUUAUUAUGAUAUAAAUGAUACAAACGAAACAUUCAAUACCCGCGUCUUUCUUCAGCUCCUCUUUUAAUACAAAUUAGCACUACUUAGAUUUUGUACAUCUAAUAAUCAUGUGAGUUACACUUUAGCGUACUACAAUUUAUUAGUCUUAUUUUGUACUUUUUUCUUUUACGAUCAUUUCGUUGUAUUACACAUUAUCAUGUGAUUUUAAGUCACUUAGUGAUUUAUCAGUUUCUAUAAUUGAACUGCAUGCCUGUAGAUUAUUUACAUCGAAAGUAACUAGACCCUCUUAGAGCGUCAACUCGGGCGAGCUAUUUUUGAACAUUGAGAAAGACAUCUGUAAUACAUGAUUGGGCGAACAAGUGAAAGGUUUUAAUGAGCUCAAUUUAAAAAUAUACGCAGUCUAGGACUGCAUGUGACUCAGGCAUAAGAGACAGGAUAGGAACGUAGAGAUCUAGAGUACUAGGACAUAAGACAGAGUGGAAUUUGUUUCCUUUAAAUUAUUCGCGAAAUAGAGAUAAAUAGAGUAAACGAGGAUUUUUAGGACCUUAUAAUUAAAAAGGAAUGACCAAUGCCUGACUAGGUAGAUGCUCAUACAUAGAGUGCACGCAAUAUGUAUGUGAAAUAUCAUCAAAGUUUUUAGUGACUAUAUAGUCGUUAGUUAUUAGUCACUAUCGCCCAACCAGAACAAAUGAAUGAACUGUUUCUUCAAUAAAGAAUGAACAAAUAAACUAAUUAAAGCUUUUGUUCAGACUUCGUCUCGUGGAUCUACAACAAUCCAGACGAUUCGAUGACCCAACUGUGGUAAAUAAG
This is a messenger RNA of Exaiptasia diaphana, 4149 nucleotides long. RefSeq names its product NACHT, LRR and PYD domains-containing protein 13-like. The record is from RefSeq and is a predicted model, not a curated record. The transcript has 3 exons. Lineage: Eukaryota; Metazoa; Cnidaria; Anthozoa; Actiniaria; Aiptasiidae. Bases 22 to 3270 code for a protein of 1082 amino acids. Gene Ontology annotation, molecular function: protein binding.